GUUCAGCUUGAGGUGGUGAUCUGUCUGGAGGAAUACUGGAAAGAGAAGACAUCUCGACAAUGUCCAGUCUGCAGAAAAAAAUCAUCACUGGAAUUCCCCCCCUGUAACCUGGUUUUAAAGAACCUGUGUGAGGCCUACUUACAGGAUAGAAGUCAGAGAGCUUCAGCAGUGCCUGAGGUGCUCUGCAGUCAGCACAGUGAGAAACUCAAGCUCUUCUGUCUGGAGGAUAAACAGCCCAUCUGUUUGGUGUGUCAAACUUCAAAAAAGCAUAAAAGCCAUGACUGCUGCCCAAUAGAUGAAGCUGUACUGGAUCAUAAGGAGGAACUCAAGACUGCACUGGAGCCCUUAAAAGAGAAGUUGAAGGUCUUUAGAGAAGUUAAACUGASCURUGAUCAAACAGCAGUACACAUCAAUAGUCAGGCCCAGCACACAGAGAGGCUGAUUAAGACAGGGUUUAAGAAGCUUCAUCAGUUUCUACAUCAAGAAGAGAGAGCCAGGAUAGCUGCACUGAAGGAAGAAGAGGAGCAGAAGAGUCUGAUGAUGAWGAAGAAGAUUGAUGAGAUGAGCAGAGAGAUAUCAUCACUKUCAGACACAAUCAGAACCAUAGAGGAAGAGCUGGGCGCUGAGGACAUCUCAUUCCUGCAGAACUACAAGGAUACAGUGAAAAGAGCCCAGUGUCCACUGCCAGAUCCAGAGAGGGUUUCAGGAGAACUGAUAUACUUUGCAAAGCACCUGGGCAACCUGCAGUUCAGAGUCUGGGAGAAGAUGCAGGGAGGAGUUCAAUACACUCCAGUGACUCUGGACCCCAACACUGCCCACCCAGAACUCAUCCUGUCUGAUGAUCUGACCAGUGUGAGACACAGUGAUGAGGAACAGCAGCUUCCAGACAACCCAGAGAGAUUUGAUGAGGAUGGAACRGUCCUGGGUUCUGAGGGYUUUAACUCAGGAACACACAGCUGGGACAUUGAUGUUGGGGAGAAUACAUUCUGGGACCUGGGUGUGACCACAGAGUCUGUCCAGAGGAAGGGAGACAGUGGAUAUUGGCAUGGAUCCUGGGGUGUGUUGUUUGGUGUUGGUAAAUAUAAAACACAUGUACCAAAUAAGCCAUUCACUCACCUCACAGUGAGACAGAACCCCCAGAGGAUCAGAGUGCAGCUAGACUGGGAAGGAGGAAAGCUGUCAUUCUCUGACCCUGUCAAUAACACACAUCUACACACAUUCACACACACUUUCACUGAGAGAGUCUUUCCAUACAUCAGGAAUCUCUGUUUUCUCCACCCUCUGASAGUGUUACCAGGUAAGGUGACUGUAUCAGUGGAUACUGUCUCUGUCUGAAUCAGGGACUAACAUGAUGUAAAAUAGUCAGUAACACCCAUUGAUGUCUUUCAUURCRAUUCUCACAGAGGGAGGACACACUGUGAUGGAGAGUAUCAUUGUUGACUCACCUGUUACUAUUAUAGAAUAUAAAUGUCACCUGUUGGUUGUUGGGUUUUCUUUUUAACACAUUUAGAUGUUGUCACUGGUUAUGUUAACACUGGCAUGUAYCCCAAUACACUUGGGCUCCCUGAAAAACAUUUGCCGUAUAGUGUUGUGGCCGUGGACCAAGACUCAGWUAACUAGCCUGUUAACACCAAMAUGUCUAUGGAAUGCAACACAU
Molecule: messenger RNA, 1657 nt
Organism: Salvelinus sp. IW2-2015
Lineage: Eukaryota; Metazoa; Chordata; Actinopteri; Salmoniformes; Salmonidae
Product: zinc-binding protein A33-like
Biological process (GO): protein ubiquitination
Cellular component (GO): cytoplasm
Molecular function (GO): zinc ion binding; protein binding; ubiquitin protein ligase activity
Source: RefSeq, a predicted model, not a curated record